GAGGAGGAGGAGGAGGAGGAAGCGAAGGGGGAAUGGGCGCAGACGCUCCAACGUGGAAAAGCUCCCCAGCUCCCUUUCUGAUACAUUCCUGGCCAAGGCGAUGCUUCUUGCAAGAGCUGCGCUGACUUGUUGCAAGGAUCUGUCUUUGAGGGGGGGACACGCACGCGCGCAGCCAACCCAGGCUGGAUCCCUCGCUCGCUCUCCCCCACCCGCCUUCCCUUUCUUUGCUCCAGCGUGGAUCUAUUCGGUCGAUUGAGCUGCAUUCGGAUCCUCUCUCUCUUUUUUUUCCUGAAGGGGAUCGGGCCGUUUGAUGGGGACUCUCGGCAGCCUGGCGUUUGGGGGGCGGCCUCGGAGGGAUUUUGGGGGGGACUGAGGGAGCGGGCGCGGGGGGUGCCGUGCGAUCAUGCAGCGGGCCAGCGUGAUGGGGAUGCCCUGCCCGGAACCCAGUGGAUCUUAUUCCCAGCAGUUCAAAGCCAUGAGGUUUUCGUACCACAUCGAGGCGGGAGCAGCGUCCUCUCCCCAGAUUCGAGCCGGUCCUGCUCAGCCCCCACGGCUCCUGGUCAAGAGCCUUUCCUUGGAGCCUAGCCCAGAACAUCGCUCUCCAGAAGCCCCCCAGCGGCUCAUCUCUGAUCCAGGACCUGACAGCAGCGAAGGAGAAGUGGCCAAACUCCGGCCACUCAAACGACCCCCAGGACCAAAACCACAAGUCCCUCCUAAACCAGCCCAUCUGCAGAGUAUCCAGCCACUGCGUCUUCCUGAAUCCAUCCCCCCACCUCCAUCGCGACCACUCCCUGCUGAUCCCCGCUUAAGCCGCAGCCCCCUGCCUAAGGAUGGAUUGGGACCAUUAUCUGCCGUCUCCUGCCUCAUUGAGAAGUUUGAGAGGGAACCUGUGAUCCUGGCUGUCGAGCAGGCCCCAUCGCCGUGCCCCAGUCCAGAUCUCCAGACCCCCGAGACAGGUCCCAUGGAGCCCUCACUAGACUGCCCGACUUCGCUGGAAUCGGCAGAGCUGGCUCACAAACUCCUGGACCUCCUGGCUCUGGAGGGAGGGCCAGAGCCUGCGGGUGGUGCUGCCUGCUUGCCGUCUCACGAUGGUGGGAAGCUGGCCAACCGGGACAGUGGUAUUGACAGCAUCAGCUCCCCAUCUAACAGUGAGGAGAUCUGCUUUGGGGCUGACGAGGGCACAGGAGAGGGAGCGGGGCCACCCGUGCCUGCUGCCGUCAUCAAGCGCCGCUCAACCCGGGAUUCCGAAGUGGACAGUGACAUGGACGAUGGCAGCGGGGAUGAGGCAGAGCUGCUACCGGAGCUCCCUCCCCCUCAAGCAGAAAGACAGGACUCAGAGGAGAUGACAGUUCCACAAAAGGUUUUCCGAAUUGCCAACGAGCUUCUCCAAACAGAAAAGGCCUAUGUGUCUCGCCUGUAUCUUCUCGACCAGGUCUUCUGCGCACGUCUGCUGGAGGAAGCACGCAGCCGAAACUCUUUCCCAGUGGACGUGGUGAUGGGUAUUUUUGCCAACAUCUGCUCAAUCUACUGCUUCCACCAACAGUUCCUGCUCCCAGAAUUGGAGAAACGUAUGGAGGAAUGGGACCAGCACCCGCGCAUCGGGGAUAUCCUGCAGAAACUGGCCCCUUUCCUCAAGAUGUAUGGCGAAUACGUAAAGAACUUUGACCGUGCCAUGGAGCUUGUCAACACCUGGAUGGAGCGCUCAGCACAGUUCAAGAGCAUCAUCCAUGAAGUGCAGAGGGAAGAGAUAUGUGGGAACCUGACCCUGCAGCACCACAUGCUGGAACCUGUCCAGAGAAUCCCUCGCUAUGAGCUGCUGCUGAAGGACUAUCUUCUCAAAUUGCCUCAGGACUCGCCCGAUUGCAAGGAUGCUCAGAAAUCCCUAGAACUUAUUGCAACAGCAGCAGAGCACUCCAAUGCAGCCAUCCGCAAAAUGGAGAGGAUGCACUCGUUGCUGAAGGUGUAUGAGCUGCUUGGAGGUGAGGAAGACAUAGUGAAUCCCACCAAUGAGCUCAUCAAGGAAGGGCACAUCCUGAAGCUUUCUGCCAAGAACGGUACCACUCAAGACCGGUACCUGAUCCUGUUCAACGACUGGUUGCUGUACUGCGUGCCCAAGCUGCGUCUCAUAGGCCAGAAAUUCGGAGUCCGUGCUCGCAUAGACGUGGAGGGGAUGGAGCUGAAAGAGACCAGCAGCCUCAAUGUGCCCAGGACCUUCCUUGUAUCAGGGAAGCAGCGAUCCCUAGAACUUCAGGCCAGGACUGAAGAGGAGAAGCGAGACUGGAUCCAGGCGAUACAGGCAACAAUUCAGAAACACGAGCAGACUCUGGAGACAUGCAAGCAGCUGGUCAGCGAGGAUGAAACGCCACCCAAUUCGCCUGGGUGUGAGCUGGGGCGACGGGCCCCCACGCCCAUCCGGGAAAAAGAGGUAACCCUGUGCAUGCAGUGCAAGGAGCCCUUCAAUGCUCUCACCAAGCGGAGGCACCAUUGCCGGGCCUGUGGCCAUGUUGUCUGUGGGAAAUGUUCAGAGUUCCGGGCCCGCCUGGUGUAUGACAACAACCGGCCCAACCGUGUCUGCACUGACUGCUACGCAACGCUACAGGGCUCCCCCGCCAGCCCUGCCCCACAUCCCAACACACCUCAGCGCCGGAGGUCCAUUCUGGAGAAACAGGCUUCCGUGGUGGCAGAGAACAGUGUGAUCUGCAGCUUCUUGCACUACAUGGAAAAAGGAGGGAAGGCCUGGCACAAAGGCUGGUUUGUCAUCCCCGAAAACGAGCCCCUGGUGCUGUACAUCUAUGGAGCCCCACAGGAUGUCAAGGCCCAGCGCUCGAUGCCUCUGAUCGGCUUCGAAGUGAGCCUGCCUGAACCCGGCGAGCGGGUGGACCGACGCCACGCCUUCCGGAUCAGCCAGAGCCACCUGUGCUGGUAUUUCAGCCCCGAGACGGAAGAGCUGCGGCAGCGGUGGAUGGAGGUGCUGAGCAGGGCAGGCCGCGGAGAAGAAGGCAGAGGGCCGCCCUCAAUCCAAGAGGCAGAUGAGGAUACGGAGGCGGAGAGAACCUAGAGGCAGAGGGCUGGGCAGCUGGGAAUUGCAGAUUCUGCCCACUUGGGGAACUCGCUCACCAUUCUCUGACCAGUAUACUUGAACGUUCCUUUCUCCCCCUCUCUCUGGCACUUUCUUCCCCUCCUUGUAGUACGCAUCAACGCAGCCACCCUGCCCCUGCCGCAUUCCCAGCCGCAGAGGCGAUGCACAUCACACGUCCUGACAUUUGCUCCAGGCCAGUUCCUGCUCCUAGCUGCAGCACCUAGUAAUCAGAGCACCUCCACUUUCUUCCUUUUGUCCCAUCCUCUGUGCAGGAAGAAAUGGAUGCGAGCGGGUGGAUGUCUUCCUUCCAACACGUGCUUCCCCCCUUCUUUGCAUCUUGGACCGAGAUCCGUUCUUUCAGUCCCCACUGCUUACUUACCGAACUUAGCACUUACCGAACAUACGUCCUCUGCAGUGGUUUGGGGGAAUUGGGGCAGGGUAGGGAGAGAGUUGAGACAAUUCUUUCAGUGGAAUGCAAAUGGGCAUGGGAAUUUUCCUCUCUUGAGCAUUUAUUUCCCUUGCUUGUUACCCUCCUCCCUGUAUUUGUGUGAGACUAGGUGGCGUUUUGUCUUGUGAUGUUUCCUCACACAAUACUGACCAUUUUUGGACCUGGAAAGGCUGAUUUGAGGCUGCCUUAGCAGAUGGAUUAUGAUGACUUGAAGUCUCUCUCUCUCUCUCACCCCACACCCCCUCGAACAAAACAAGCAAGCUGGGACAUGAGAGCUAGCUAGAAGAAGAACGAGCCAGGGUCCUUGUCCUUGCUAUAGCAUGCAGGGUCUCCUCUUACUGAUAAGGCGGGCCCCCCUCCCAGCAAGUGGUGCCUGCCACCACCCAAUCUUGCCUCUGCCAAGGGGUCCAAAGGCACGGCCCACACCAGAGCUCUCCUGUGCAAGCCCUGCUAAAGUGGGUGCAGCUGCACAAGGCUAUAGGUGACAUCUUUGUAACAACUGCUCUUCCAGUUUGUGCUUGAAAUUUUACAUAUUGCAAAUAUGCUCCAAGGUGCUUUCAACAACGUGAAAGAAUGCAAUAAAAUCACGUAGAAGUCAAGAUAAAUCCAACAGUAAAAAGGGUGUGUGUGUGACAGAAAUAAGCUGCUGAAAAUUGAUCAUGUAAAAGAUACCUGGAAAAAUGUAAUCUACAGUUGAUUUUUCUAAGUGAGCAGCAAAACCUUAUGGCAUGGCGAGAGCAGCCUGUCAAAGGGUUGCCUCCUGAAAAGGGAAUGUAUCCCUAAAAUUUUAAAGUUAUAAAAAUUCCUUUUAAACUAUGGAAGAAAAAUCUUUCCCCUAUUUCUAGGGGAAAACAAAUUUGGGAGAAACUGAAUACAGUAUGUGAUAUAUAUCCCCCCCCCCGCCGAA
Messenger RNA from Podarcis muralis (Common wall lizard), 4434 nucleotides. It is a transcript of the gene FGD1, whose product is annotated as FYVE, RhoGEF and PH domain containing 1. Gene Ontology annotation, molecular function: guanyl-nucleotide exchange factor activity; metal ion binding. The record is from RefSeq and is a predicted model, not a curated record. Gene Ontology annotation, biological process: cytoskeleton organization; filopodium assembly. NCBI's taxonomy places the organism in Eukaryota, Metazoa, Chordata, Lepidosauria, Squamata, Lacertidae. Gene Ontology annotation, cellular component: cytoplasm.